GCGUUUAUAAUUUCAGAACUUAUACGAACACAGUUUUUAAACCCAACUAACACCACCCUUUUUAAAAAAACCUCGUUCGUUCCUUUACACUUUUCAGUGCUUCUUUAGUAUUACAGUUUUAUCUGCUAUUAGAGUCAUGAGUGUGAAUGCUACUACUCCUUUAGUGGAGUCUUUAAGGCAAAAUGCUAAGGAUUUGUUAGACAUCCAAGUGUUACAAACAACCGUUAAUGAAAUUAUUAGUCAAGCAUCAUGGUUACAAAUAAUAAUGGCUGUAAUUGUCGUUGUAUUAUCAUACGACCAAAUCAAAUAUCAACUCAACAAGGGUGUAAUUGCUGGUCCAAGGUUUAAGGUCUGGCCAAUUAUCGGACCAUUCUUGGAAUCCCUCGAUCCAAAGUUUGAAGAAUACAAGGCCAAAUGGGAUUCCGGUGAAUUAAGUUGUGUCUCUAUUUUCCACAAAUUCGUUGUCAUUGCUUCUUCUCGUGACUUGGCAAGAAAGAUUUUGUCAUCUCCAAAAUACGUCAAGCCAUGUGUUGUUGACGUCGCUAUCAAGAUUUUAAGACCAACCAACUGGGUUUUCUUGGAUGGUAAGGCCCACACCGAUUACCGUCGUUCUCUUAACGGGUUGUUCUCCCAAAAGGCUUUAGAGAUUUAUAUUCCUGUUCAAGAAAAGUAUAUGGAUAUUUAUCUUAACAAGUAUGUCAAGUAUGAUGGUCCUCGUCAAUUUUUCCCUGAAUUCAGAGAAUUAUUAUGUGCUUUGUCCUUGAGAACUUUCUGUGGUGAUUAUAUCACUGAAGAACAAAUUGCUCUUAUUGCUGAUAACUAUUAUAGAAUCACAGCUGCUUUAGAAUUGGUCAACUUCCCAAUUAUCAUUCCAUACACCAAGACUUGGUAUGGUAAGAAGAUCGCUGAUGAAACCAUGCAAAUUUUCGCCGAUUGUGCUGCUAUGGCCAAGGUCCACAUUUAUGAAAAGAACGGUUCUCCAACUUGUGUUAUGGAUGAAUGGAUUCACUUGAUGAAGAAUGCUAGAGAAAAACACCUUGAAGAUGCCGAAUCCAAGUUGUUGAUUCGUGAAUUCACCGACAAGGAAAUUUCUGAAACUAUCUUCACCUUCUUGUUUGCUUCUCAAGAUGCUUCUUCUUCCUUAGCUUGUUGGUUAUUCCAAAUUGUUGCUGAUAGACCAGAUGUUGUUGAAAAGAUUAGACAAGAGCAAUUACAAGUUAGAAACAAUGAUCCAAACCAACGUUUGUCUUUAGAAUUGAUUAACCAAAUGACUUACACUAACAAUGUUGUCAAGGAAUCAUUAAGAUACCGUCCUCCUGUCCUUAUGGUUCCAUAUGUUGUUAAGGAAAAAUUCCCAGUCACUGAAACUUAUACCGCUCCAAAGGGUUCCAUGAUUGUCCCAACCUUGUACCCUGCAUUACACGAUCCAGAAGUUUAUGAUGAUCCAGAUACUUUUAUUCCAGAAAGAUGGGAAAAUGCCACUGGUGAUAUGUACAAGCGUAACUGGUUAGUAUUUGGUACUGGUCCUCAUGUCUGUUUAGGUAAGAACUACGUGUUGAUGUUGUUCACUGGUAUGUUGGGUAAAUUUGUUAUGAAUGCUGAUUUGAUCCAUCACAAGACUGACUUGUCUGAACAAAUUAAGGUGUUUGCCACUAUUUUCCCUAAGGAUGAUUUGUGGUUAGAAUGGAAGGCUAGAGAUCCUUUAGCUGCUUCUGCUUAAAUAUACCCUGUAUAAUAAUUACCACCUAAUUGUUUGUGUGAGUUUGCUCUCAUUUUACUUUUUAAUACCUAUAUAGAUAUUCGAUUAUGAGACAUACGCAUAGUUGUACCAUUGAUAUUGCAUGGCAUUGCACAGCCCUAUGGUUGAAAAAGUAAGAAUAAAGAAAGAAAAAAAAAGUUACUGGGGUUGUUGUAAGACCUGAUUACAUAUAUACUUUGUGUUUUAUUUUUUAUUGUUUGAUCAAUUAUAAAUUUAUAUCAUCAAAAUUCUACACUGUUUUUU
Messenger RNA from Spathaspora passalidarum NRRL Y-27907, 2002 nucleotides. It is a transcript of the gene ERG5, whose product is annotated as C-22 sterol desaturase. Bases 137 to 1720 code for a protein of 527 amino acids. Gene Ontology annotation, molecular function: heme binding; oxidoreductase activity, acting on paired donors, with incorporation or reduction of molecular oxygen; monooxygenase activity. Gene Ontology annotation, biological process: sterol metabolic process. The record is from RefSeq and is a predicted model, not a curated record. The transcript has a single exon. NCBI's taxonomy places the organism in Eukaryota, Fungi, Ascomycota, Pichiomycetes, Serinales, Debaryomycetaceae.